AUGGACCUCUAUGAUCAGCUUCCGAAUAGCAAAUUGACGUACCUCUCAGAGUAUGCUUCGAUGCUCGAAAGUGCAAAGGAGAAUGGGAUCACCGUCGUGGACUUGUUAACAUUGAAACCAGCAGAACUUACCAAAGUAUUUCCACGUUCCAUAAUAGAAAUCGCCAAAUUUCAAUUAGCAUUGAGGGAUGAGCUCAAGUAUCAAGUAUUUGAGCUCAACAAACCCGAGUUCUCUUCCGAUGAACAUCGGAUGCUUGUAUUCACGUCUGGUGACAGAGACAUCGACAAAGCUCUCGGCGGUGGAAUACGCACCCAUGGAAUCACUGAAAUCUUCGGCAGUAGUUCCACAGGCAAGUCUCAGUUACUUAUGCAGCUCUCUUUGAGUGUGCAGGCAUCAACGGAUUGUGGUGGUCUCGACGGCAAAUGCGUUUUCAUCACAACAGAAGGCAACUUGCCGACAAAAAGGCUGGAUGAGAUGAUUACAUAUAAAUCAAAGUUGACAGGAUUUGAAUCUGUUUCCCAGAAUAACAUCUUCACCGUCAAUUGCAACGAUCUGGCCAGUCAAGAACAUAUCCUUCUUGUUCAACUUCCCAUCCUCGUGGAAAGAAAUCGAGAUAUAAAACUAAUCAUAAUAGACUCAAUAUCACAUCAUCUUCGGGUAGAGUUAGAAAGCAAGACGUUCCGAGAUUCUCAAGAUAAUCGGCACUACAUCGAUCGAAUGGCACAAAACCUUUUAAAAAUUGCCGCCAAGUACUCGUUGGCCAUAGUUGUGGCCAAUCAGGUUGGUGAUAAGCCUGUACCUGAGGGCAAUCCUAUAAACUCUAUUUCAAUCACUGGACCAGCCGAAUACGGGUAUCAAUUGGGCUGGACUGUAGGAUGGAAAGACUCAAGCAUCUUCUAUCGUCAGACUAUGGAUGGUCUUACGUUUGAUAGUGGCAGCAAGGUACGAUCCGAUUCACAUAUUGGGAACGAACACAUUCUCUCUGAUGAUGAGGAUUAUAACUUGAUCGCAGCGACGGCUCUUGCAAGGAAGAGAGGCCGUGAUGGUGGUAGUACAGAUCAACUUUCAGCAAAUAACUCAUCGCAGUCUGUAAGGACGGGACCUAAGCAACAAUCCCAAAAUUACUGCACUUCAACGCAUGUUACACCCUGCUAUGGCCGGAAACGUAAAGUUGAUACAAAAGUACCGAAUCUUGGAUUAUCGUGGGCCAAUCAUGUUGGUGCAAGAAUUUUACUCGCAAAAAGCUACAAAGCAUCUCCUAUGAUCAAAGAAAAGGACUUCGAUUUGAAUAGAGUCCUAGACACGAAUAGUUUUUGGCAACCUCGACGUACGCUACAGGUAGUCUUCUCCGAAUUCACGAAGAGACAAGAGUUGGAAUUUAUGAUUAGUGCCAACGGGGUAGAAAGUAUUGAGCGAGCUCAAGUAAAACCAAAAGAAUAUCUGGGCUGA
Lachancea nothofagi CBS 11611 is the source of this 1449-nucleotide messenger RNA. The record is from the annotation of a GenBank genome assembly. Lineage: Eukaryota; Fungi; Ascomycota; Saccharomycetes; Saccharomycetales; Saccharomycetaceae.